UCCGCCGGGCGCUGCCUUGAAGCUUCCUCGGCCGCUCGCCGGGUCGGGGAGCGGGCGGCGAGAUGCGCCCCCUGCUCGGCCUCCUGCUGGUCUUCGUCGGCUGCACGUUCGCGCUGUACUUGCUGUCGACGCGACUGCCCCGCGGGCGGACGCUGGGCUCGGGCGAGGAGCCGGGCGGCAGGUCACUGUGGUUCCCCUCAGACCUGGCCGAGCUGCGGGAGCUCUCCGAGAUCCUUCGAGAGUACCGGAAGGAGCACCAGGCCUAUGUGCUCCUGCUGUUCUGCAGCGCCUACCUCUACAAACAGGGCUUUGCCAUCCCUGGCUCCAGCUUCCUGAACAUUUUAGCUGGUGCUUUGUUUGGACCAUGGCUGGGGCUCUUGCUGUGCUGCGUGUUGACGUCAGUGGGCGCCACGUGCUGCUACCUGCUUUCCAGUAUUUUUGGCAAACAGCUGGUGGUCUCCUACUUCCCUGACAAAGUGUCCCUGCUGCAGAGGAAGGUGGAGGAAAACAGAAACAGCUUGUUUUUUUUCUUACUGUUUUUGAGACUUUUCCCCAUGACACCAAACUGGUUCUUGAACCUCUCGGCUCCGAUUCUGAACAUCCCAAUUGCGCAGUUCUUCUUCUCUGUUCUACUCGGUCUGAUCCCGUACAAUUUUAUCUGUGUGCAGACAGGCUCCAUCCUGUCAACUCUGACCUCUCUGGAUGCUCUUUUCUCCUGGGAAACGAUCUUCAAGCUUUUGGCCAUUGCCUUGGUGGCCUUAGUUCCUGGAACCCUCAUUAAAAAAUUUAGUCAGAAGGACCUGCAUUUGAAUGAAAUAAGCAACACUAAUCAUCUAAAUAGUAGAAAGGACACAUGAUCUGUGUGGUUUUGGUUGCCAUGUUCCUGGACUUUGCUGCUUGUCUGUGUAAUGGUGUGGUCCUCUGCAGCCCCUCAUUGUUCUUCACUACCCUCAACAGGUGAUUUGGACACUGUUUAUCUGUGUGUGGUGUUUUCAUAAAGGACACUUUGAGUGCUCUAGAAGGUGAAUUGUAUCAGGUUCUCCAACCAGUCCUGGAGUAGCAGGACACUCUGUGAAAUGGAUGGCCUUCUAGAAGAUCCUAUUUAUAAUUUAUUGAAUAACAGGGAACUCAGGGUAGUCUGUUGUAUUUGCCUCUUGCCAAGCCCUGAGCUGCCCUAGGAGAAGCUGCUGGUUGUCCUUGUCCGGAGUGCCUCUUUAGCAAAGCAGUAGGCUGUUGUGACGGGUGGUUAAGUCCCCAGUGUAUGUAAUUGGUGUAGAUGAUGACGUGAACCCACGUCACUGACAUUACCCUUUGUCUUGCUAGUCUCUUGAAGAGCGUCCUGCACUUUUUUGCUGAUGACCUACCUCUUCCAUAAACCAAGGGAAUCAAGCUGAGGAACCACAUGGAACUUGCACAUACACAGCUCACACGCCCAGCGAUUUCCGUGAUGCUCUUUGCGUUCAGAUGCACUGACGUUCUUGGAUGUGUUAAACCUCUUAGUUGCAUGUUCUGAUAAUGGAGCUGACUGCAAAUAGACUAUUAAAUAUGAAUGCAGCAAACUCUAUGUCAUGGAUAUGUUCUGGAGAAAUUUUUACCUGUCCGAAUGGGGCAGGGCCCUUGGCUCACUGGAACCAAAUGACAUUUUCUAAUCUGUCCUUGCUGUGGGAAUCCUUUCUCCACCCUCCUGCUAGGAGAUUGGAUUCAGUACACUUAGCUCUCAGCCAGUGUACCCUCUGAAUAUUUUUAAUUUUGUCAUUUGUUGAGAAUAACUGAGGUAUAAUUUUAUCUUUUAACCCAAAGAGGAAAACUUGGUUUUAGAUUACUUUGUUGUGUUUGAUUUUAAUGAUCUGUGGCUGUUACUGCUUCUUACAGCUGCGGUAUUGAACGGGCACAGACCUGGGUUAAUGGUGCCAGGGACACGAGGACCUUGGCGCCUACACUAACCAGCUCUGGGAUUCUGUAACCCAAAGGAGUAAUUCAUUUCUUACCAGAACUGUUGCCUUUGGGCAUCAUCUGCUGGGUUUUGCUUUGGCUUGGCCAAGAAUCUUGCCAAGGCUUUCACUUGGGCCACUUGUUCUACAUGAAUUCUUGAGCAUACUCCUGUUCAGUAGGAAGAAUGAAUCCCCAAGUCAUGGUUUUGGGACAUGGUAUGACACAAAAAACAGCCAGGACUUCUUUUUUAAAGACAUGUUGUUUUAAAAGAAGCUUGGUAAUGAGUGGGGGUGAGGAGAAGGCUGUGUGAAAUCUGUGGCUUUUUGUGUUCUGGAGGAGGAGGAGGUGGAGGGAAGGGGAAACCAGUGUUUUCUACACUAUUGCAAGUGUGUGCCCUUUGUCCUUUACAGGACCCUUAUAUUUUAUGUCUUUAUCCCUCUUCCCCCUUGAUUUUGCUACAAUGUGCCUUACCAUUUGUGAGUUUACAGGCAAAGCAAUUUCCCAAAUAAAUGGAUAUAAAUGUU
Nyctereutes procyonoides (raccoon dog) is the source of this 2456-nucleotide messenger RNA. It is a transcript of the gene TMEM41A, whose product is annotated as transmembrane protein 41A. The transcript is spliced from 5 exons. The record is from RefSeq and is a predicted model, not a curated record. Lineage: Eukaryota; Metazoa; Chordata; Mammalia; Carnivora; Canidae. The coding region runs from base 63 to 857 and encodes 264 amino acids.